This is a messenger RNA of Pneumocystis murina B123, 1300 nucleotides long. RefSeq lists its product as hypothetical. Gene Ontology annotation, cellular component: ESCRT-0 complex. The transcript has 7 exons. Lineage: Eukaryota; Fungi; Ascomycota; Pneumocystomycetes; Pneumocystales; Pneumocystaceae. Gene Ontology annotation, biological process: protein transport to vacuole involved in ubiquitin-dependent protein catabolic process via the multivesicular body sorting pathway. The coding region runs from base 26 to 1300 and encodes 424 amino acids. Gene Ontology annotation, molecular function: ubiquitin binding; phosphatidylinositol binding. The record is from RefSeq and is a predicted model, not a curated record.
AAAUUAUUGUAUUUUUCAUAUAAAAAUGAAUCAAAAGUUAGAAACAAUUGAAGCUCUUAUUUGCAGAGCUACGGAUGAGUAUUUGACUCAGGAAAACUGGGAGUAUAUUUUGGAUGUAUGUGAUUGUUUGAAUCAAGGAGGGGAUAUAAAAAUGGCAGUAUUUGUGCUUCAAAGACGGUUUUUAUGUGGGAAUGAGAGUAUUCAAUUAUAUUGUUUAAGCUUAGUUGAGGCACUUGUAAAAAAUUGUGGAUUAUCAGUACAACGAGAGGUUUCAUCAGAAGUAUUUAUAGAAAUAUUUUUAAAAUAUCUUGAAGACGUUAAUGCACAUUUUGUGGUUAAAGAACGAAUAUUAUUGUUAAUUCGACAGUUGGCACUUGAUUUUGCGUCUAGUCCUCUUUUUGAAUAUGUGAGAAAGGUUUAUCAACAACUUAAAUUUGAAUAUAAAUAUAUUCAAAAAGAAAACAAGAGAGAUGAGCAAGGAGAGAAAGAAGAAAAAGAACUUCAAUUAGCUUUAGCGCUUUCUUUGGAAAAAAAUGAAGAAAAUCCAUAUAAUUAUCAGAAAAAAACGAAAUAUAGUGAAUAUAAUCCAUUAACUUCCAAACGGGAUUAUUCUACAGCAAUUAUUUCUAGAGUAAGAGCUUUGUUUGAUUUUCAUGCUUCUGAACCGGGUGAAUUGUCAUUUCAAAGAGGAGACAUUAUUACUGUUUUGGAAGUAACACAUAAAGAUUGGUGGUAUGGAUCUUUGAAUGGGAAAAUGGGCAUUUUUCCUAAUAAUUAUGUUGAAAAACUUCAGGAGCCUACUCCUGAUGAACUUAGAAUGGAAAUUGAAAAUGAAAUAAAAGUUUUAUCUUAUGAAGAAAAUAUUGAAAAAUUGUUGGAAAUAUUAAGUAAUGUCGGUUUAACUGAAAAUAAUAAUAUUAUAGAAAGUGAAAAAUUUCAGAAUCUUUACCAUUCAACUUUAACGAUUCGUUCGAAUCUUAUAAAGCUUAUCAAAAAAUAUGCUCAAAAAAAAGGUUUUCAAGCGGUUUUUAAAAUCCAUUGUCUAAAUUUAGUAGACGAUAUUAUAUCUCUUAAUGAAAGAUUUGUUAAAGCUAUGAAAGAUUAUGAAAUUCUUAUGGAAAAAUCGAUGACGCAUUUUAGUUAUACGUCUUUGCAUAAUCAAUCUGUCCAGCAAUAUCAUGAUAAAAAACAUGAUGAUUUUCAAAAAUAUCCUUCCCAUUUGAAUUUUCCUUGUCAAAAUGAAGGUAUUAGUCAUUCAACAGAGUCUUAUUAUUCUGUUCGUCGUGAUAAUACAUAUUAA